AUGAAAUUUUCUACAUCUGUUUUGUUAGCCAGUUCUAUUGCUUUAAGCAAUGCUGCUUCUGAUGUCGUUUCUUCCAACACUAAGACAUUGAACAACAAUUUGGUUGCUGCCAGUGCAGUCGAAGGUUCAGCUGCUGUUGCUUCAGCUGCUGUCUCUGGUACUACUACAACUGAACAAUAUGCCAUAAAGCCAAGUACUACCGUUACUACUACCGAUUACUUAGGUAGAACUACUACUCAAGCAUUGUGGUAUAUUCCAGAAGCCAACUCUGCUAAGGCUGUCACUACUACUUCUAAAACUUCUUCCAAAGCUCUUGAAACCGAAUCUGCUGAAGUUACUGAAUCUUCUGAAUCUGCUGAAUCUGCUGAAGCCACUGAAACUUCUGAAACUGCUGAAACUGCUGAAACUAUUGCUUCUCAACCAACUACUACCUCUAGCACAUCCACCAUUUUAUGGUGGACCCCAUCUACUUCAACUACUUCUACUGGUAGCACAGACACCGAAUCCACUAGUCCUACUACUUCUACCACUUUAUGGUGGACUCCAUCCACUUCAUCCACCUCUACUGACAACAAAGAUACUGCUUCCACCACUUCUACUAGAAACUGGGAUGAAGCUAUUACUACUGUUACCACUACUGACGCUGACGGUUCCUUAACUACAUCUAAAGUAUGGUGGUUGCCAUCUACUAGCUCCAAUUCUGGUGCUUCAUCCAACAGCGUUAGCGUUUCAUUAUCCACUUCUACCUCAUACAGCAAAUACAAGACCACAUACACCACCACCAGUGGCUCUGAAAUCAAAACCAUCACCACCUCCUAUAGUUCUGCAUACGCCAGAGUAUUGUCAUCUAACAGCACUAUUAGCGUUUACAAAAACGAUACUAAUGCAGCUGGUAGAUUAGAAGUUGGUUUGGGUGCUGGUGCAGUCGCAUUAGUUGCCUUGAUCUUAUAA
Molecule: messenger RNA, 951 nt
Organism: Vanderwaltozyma polyspora DSM 70294
Lineage: Eukaryota; Fungi; Ascomycota; Saccharomycetes; Saccharomycetales; Saccharomycetaceae
Gene: NCW2
Product: Ncw2p
Exons: 1
Coding region: 1-951 (316 amino acids)
Source: RefSeq, a predicted model, not a curated record